Molecule: messenger RNA, 1173 nt
Organism: Zingiber officinale
Lineage: Eukaryota; Viridiplantae; Streptophyta; Magnoliopsida; Zingiberales; Zingiberaceae
Product: cysteine synthase-like
Exons: 11
Coding region: 157-1014 (285 amino acids)
Cellular component (GO): cytoplasm
Molecular function (GO): cysteine synthase activity
Source: RefSeq, a predicted model, not a curated record
GUAACUUCUGUUCGGAACUAUGCAGCUAAGCUACAAAUUGGAGAAUCCAGUGCAGAAAUAGCAAAGGAUGUAACUGAAUUGAUUGGAAAAACCCCACUGGUGUAUCUCAAUAAGGUAGUAAAUGGCUGUGGAGCCCGGAUUGCUGCGAAGCUUGAGAUGAUGGAACCUUGCUCGAGUGUCAAGGAUAGGAUUGGAUACAGCAUGAUUGCUGAUGCGGAGGAGAAGGGUCUUAUUACACCAGGACUGAGUGUCCUGAUUGAGCCAACUAGUGGUAACACUGGUAUUGGACUGGCUUUUAUAGCUGCUGCCAAGGGUUACAAGCUCAUUCUUACAAUGCCCGCCUCAAUGAGUAUUGAGCGAAGGAUCAUUCUUAAAGCUUUUGGUGCGGAAUUGGUUCUCACUGAUCCAGUUUUGGGAAUGAAAGGUGCUGUUCAAAAGGCUGAAGACCUUGCUGCAAAGACACCUAAUUCUUAUAUUCUUCAGCAGUUUGAAAAUCCUGCUAACCCCAAGAUUCAUUAUGAGACAACUGGACCAGAGAUCUGGAAAGGAACUGGUGGAAAGGUGGAUAUGUUGGUUUCUGGUAUUGGGACAGGAGGCACAAUUACUGGUACAGGAAAGUAUCUCAAGGAACAAAAUCCCAACAUUAAGCUUUAUGGUGUGGAGCCAGUUGAAAGUCCUGUGUUAUCUGGAGGAAAGCCUGGUCCCCAUAAAAUCCAGGGGAUUGGAGCUGGUUUUGUCCCUGGUGUUUUGGAUGUUGAUCUCGUCGAUGAAGUUAUUCAAGUCACAAGUGAUGAAUCCAUUGAAAUGGCAAAGCUUCUUGCACUCGAAGAAGGUCUGCAGGUAGGAAUAUCAUCUGGUGCUGGUGCUGCUGCUGCUCCUAAGAUUGCACAGAGGCCAGAAAACAAAGGAAAACUCAUUGUGGUCGUCUUCCCCAGCUUCGGCGAACGUUACCUUUCGUCUGUGCUCUACCAGUCAAUCAAGAAGGAAGCUGAGAACAUGGUUUUUGAGCCAUGAAGUUUCUUUGUGCGCCGAGAAUCCUUUUCCAAGCAAUUCGACGAAAGCAGCCGGAAGGCUCCUACCCUACUGCAAUUGCCCUCGUCAGAAACUUUCCAAGUUAUUUAAUGAAUAAACUCGAUCAAUUUCCAUAAUAUAAAUAAGUGAAUUUGAACCUCA